Messenger RNA from Caenorhabditis bovis, 2559 nucleotides. NCBI's taxonomy places the organism in Eukaryota, Metazoa, Nematoda, Chromadorea, Rhabditida, Rhabditidae. The record is from the annotation of a GenBank genome assembly.
AUGCCGUGCUGCAUCGUAUUCAUUUUGGACACGAGCGGCUCAAUGUCGACAAGAUCGCACUCAAACAUCACCUACUUUGAUCUGGCCAAAAAUUAUAUCGAAACAUUUAUAAAGGGUCGCGCGAAGAAUGACAUAAGAUUUGCGAGAGAUCCAGCUAUGGGAAGAGACGGAGACCGCUAUUAUCUUCUAACAACCACAGGAAAUUAUCCAAAAAACGUGAAAAGCUUCGGCGAGCGGAUGACAGGCUCGGUUCUAGACGAAGUCAAGAAGAUUCCAUAUCCAUCUGGAGCCCAUAAUCUACCAACCGCGAUUUUGGACGCGUUCCGAUUAAUGCAUACUUAUAGAACAAUGACGGGAAUUGACGGAUAUGGAAGUGGUCGAGCUCCGGGAAACACUGAAAACGUUCACAUUAUUCUGCUAACCGAUGGAACUGGUGUUCAGACGAUCCCAAAAGAUAUGAAAUUCCAAUUCGAUCCGCCCUUUUUAGGAAGCGAAAUGACGAGAGAGGCGUUCAGAUGGGAUCAGAAGUUUUUCUGUGUGGUAUUCCGAAUCCCUUCUACACCCUAUCGGCCCGUUCCUUCGCAACUUCUAGCCAUUGAUAUUGAUAUUCCGAAUAUUGAACGAUUGUGCUCGGCUACUGGAGGACGAAGUUUUUCGAUAGUUUCGGUCCGCCAGAUCAACACAUCUAUUGAUAUCAUGUUUCAAGCAAUGAACAAUCAUCGAAUUGGUGUUCGAUUCGACUGUUUGAGCACCUCGCUGACUGGAAAACAAUCCAAUGAAGACCUCGUGAAAUUGCGCGCCAAAUUCAAACGAGUUCUUGAGAAGCGGCCAGUGACGAACCUCAUUUCGCGAAUUACGCCGCAAGGACGACCGGUGGCGUGCCAUUGGCAAAUUCCUGAGAGCUUCUUCCCUUCAAAAUCAAUGGAAACGUUGCCUCCAAGACUCGCGCAUCCUUUAAUUUUACUUGGGACUGAAGCCGUUCCAAUCGCAAUACGCAAUGAUUUGCCAUUCGACAAAUUGGAAGUGGAGCCAGGCGGUGUACUGGAAAUCGUCAUGGAAAUGCUCGCCGGUAGAAAAGAUUAUGCAAUUCCGACUUUUAUGCAAAAUUCAAGCAAUGGCGGUGGAAAUGUGCCAUUUGGAUGCCUUCGACUCACCACGCUUGGUAAUGGAGUGAAUCUCAUAUUGAUGCCAUUUAAUUACCCCGUAUUUUAUCAAUUAGUCGAAGAACUGAAGGACCCUAUGAUUUUCACGAACCCGCAAUUUCGCGCGAAACUCGAUGCCUACCUCAUGUCUAUUCCGUUUUAUUGUCUUACGACCGUUCGUCAGGCGCUUGAAAAAUUCAAAGUGAAAGUCGAAGUGAGCAGCUCAAUGAGUAAUACUUACCCGCCGGCCCUUCUUAAUUAUUUGAAUAGAUUAAAAAUGAAGGGAAAAGAGGAAAUUGAAAACUAUGCGGUGGAGAGCAAAAUUUCUGAGCAACGAAAUUUGGCGUUUUACAACGGAAUGACAAGAAUUGAGCGGGUUACAACUCGAUCUGGCAUCAUUGGAUUGUCGAAAAUCGAUGGGAUCCAUGAAGACGAUGACGAUGAUUCGGGGCCGAAGUAUCUUGAAGAGUUUCAGAUUCCGCUCUACUUUCCCGAUGUCGAGCAAGCUCCGAAGGAUAUGGCAUUCCGAACGCCAUGGAGCUCGCCCAUUGAAGAUCUGACUCUGAAGCUUACUAAAAUGCAGGCCAACGUUGAUUUGAUGUUUGAUCCGAAUCGGAUCACACUUUUGGAUAUGGCGAGACCCGACGCGAAACCCAGUUUCCAUAUUUUAGAAGAAGCGCAUAAUCUGCCGCUCAAGAUCAUGGGAGAGUACGAGCCGUACCAGCAGGCGAGAAUUCGAGUCUACGGGGCGCCGUUUCGAAAAAUCGAAGAGGAGAAAGAGCGAACGCACGCGUUUGGAAAUCCGUAUAAACUACGAAGUUUGGGAACGGUCGACGAAGUCUCAAUGGAUAGCUCAAUCGUCGACAAUAAUAAGCGAGAAGGGAAACGCGAGAAUGAUGGCGGUCGAAUGGGCGGCGGACCGCCGAAACGAAAACGCGGGCCACUUGGACUUGACGCGUUCGAGAAGUGGAGGAUCCGAAGGAGCGCGAUUGGAUCGGAUGCAGGAUCGACGAUUGCGGAUUAUAGUUCGGAUCUUGAGACGCCGACGACUUCCAAUGGGAACGCAGAAGUUGACGAUAAUGAUGUUGAUGAGUUGACGGAGCUCAUGGAGUCACAGAGGAAGACUGAGCCCGAGGUGAACGGGAAGAAGCUCGAAAAUGGUAGGGUUCGAGGAAAUUCGAAGAAUGUGCUCAAGGAGCUCACUGGUGAAGAAAUAAUGUCGAAGAAGCUGUUAAUUAUGUCGAUUGUUCGGAGACCUGCGAAUCAUCAAGCUUUUGACGAGAUUGUUGGUAUCUUAAAUGGAUAUUCGAGGGAAUCUACGGAUAAAUUGAUACGAUUUGCCACCACAGAAUCUCAGAGAUAUAAAAUGAAAUGGUUGACGGAGAAGCUUGAAAAGCGUCUAGGGACCAAUUUGUGA